Messenger RNA from Branchiostoma belcheri (Belcher's lancelet), 918 nucleotides. Its product is annotated as SAYSvFN domain-containing protein 1-like. The transcript has 3 exons. The coding region runs from base 31 to 489 and encodes 152 amino acids. The record is from RefSeq and is a predicted model, not a curated record. Lineage: Eukaryota; Metazoa; Chordata; Leptocardii; Amphioxiformes; Branchiostomatidae.
UUGUGUUGGACUAGUCCGCCAUUCGAGAAGAUGGCGACCGGAGCUGACAUCCACGGGAAGUUGGCGGAGUAUCGGGCAAGGAAAGCCAGAGAGUACAGGGAGGAAACACAAAAACGGAACUUCUGGGGAAAUUUGGGAUAUGUGCAAGGGGAUACACAGGAACAGGAGGUGAACAGUAGCCGCCUGAGAGUUCCACAUCAGAUCUCCAGGAUCCUGGCCCAGAACAACUUCCUCCUCACCAAUCCAACAUUCCUCAAGUUCAUCCUGUGGCUCAUCCUGCUGGGCUUCUUCAUAGAAAUGGGAUUUGCAGCUGUGUAUAUAAUUCUAUCAAUAUUCUAUGUUAUGUAUGUGAAUAUGAGGAGUGGUGACCGUGGUUCAGGGGAGCUGAGUGCAUAUUCUGUUUUCAACCCAAACUGUGAGAGGUUACAGGGAACACUGACUGCAGAACAGUUUGAGAGGGAACUGACAUAUAAGAAGCUUGAUGAUUGAUUGUACAAAUGUAAAUAAGCUGAUCUGAUAUUUAGAGGAUCUUAAAUCAUUAUGUAAUUCACACUGUAGAAACAUUUCAAUUACAAAUGUAUACUCUUUGUAGCUUGACAUUUACAACUACUGUAUUAAAGAGAUAUUUUACCUUUAUCUUGUAGAUGUCUGUGUUUUGUUGCAUACAAAUUCAUGGAAUCACAGUAUCAUAGAGUUACCUUAAGAUGGAAAUUUUGUAGGAGCCUAUGAUGCUAACAAAUAUCUUUGUGCCGGUAUAUGCCAAGUUGAUUGUGGAAUAAAGUUUCAUGGCUGUAUGACUCCAAAACACAUCUUUACUGUGGCUGAAAAUAUUAUUGCAGAAAAAAAGAUAAUGAGGGUCGGGCAAGGUGAAGGACAUUAUUUUUGUCCAUGUAUCUUUAUGCUGGACGAGGAUGUUUA